AUGACUUCUAGAAAACUCAACGUGCUCGUCUACACGGGUACCGGCACGACUGCCGAGUCGGUCCGGCAAUGCGUCUUCUCCCUCCGCCGCCUUCUCUCUCCAAACUACGCCGUCAUCCCCAUCAAUGAAACCGUUAUUCUCAAGGAACCUUGGGCGCCGACAUGCGCACUGCUCGUCAUCCCCGGUGGCGCGGACCUGGGCUACUGCCGCGUGCUGAACGGCGAGGGCAAUCGGCGCGUCGCCGAUUACGUUCGGCGAGGCGGCGCAUACCUCGGCCUGUGCGCCGGCGGCUACUACGGCAGCGCGCGGUGUGAAUUCGAGGUCGGCAACAAGCCUCUCGAGGUCAUUGGCAGUCGGGAGCUGGCCUUCUUUCCCGGCACAUGUCGUGGUGGCGCGUUCAAGGGGUUCGAGUACCAGAGCGAGAGGGGCGCGCGAGCAGCUGUGCUCAAGGUUGCGACUGGAGCAUUCAAAGAAGAGGUCCCUCAGUGGUUCGCAUCGUACUACAACGGUGGCGGUUUAUUUGUCGAUGCGGCCAGUGUCAAGAACCGCAAAGUUGAGGUCCUGGCCUCUUACGACGAGGAAAUCGAUGUCGAUGGCGGGGAUGGCAAGGCAGCUGUGGUGCUCUGCCAUGUCGGUGACGGCAAGGCCCUACUUACCGGGCCUCAUCCUGAAUUCGCGCCAGCAAACCUCUACCCACAACCAGAUAUCCCCGGCUAUGAUGAGCUGAUACGCAAGUUGGCUGAAGAUGAUCAGAAGCGCGUUCAAUUCCUCAAGGCAUGCCUGGCCAGUGUCGGUCUAGAGGUGAGCCAAGAGGUAGCGGCGUUACCUCCGCUAUCGAGCCUCCAUCUCUCAGCUAUCGACAACACCAAGGUCAGCGAGAUACUGUGCAGCUGGGAAGACGUCUUUGAGAAAGAAAACGGCCAGGAGCUCGUCAAGGGCGAAGCAGACACUUUCCAUGUUCAGAGCGAUGAGGACAACCUCUCAGUCGAGGAGCUUCGACAGUCACUUCCAGCAGAGGGUGGCGCAGACGGCAUCGUCGACUAUUCAGCUGUCACCAAGACAAUCGUCGCGCAUGAGAAGGCCCUGCCGAGUCAUGAAGUGACCCCGCGCUUCAAUCACAAACUCUACUACUCGAGCCUAAGGCGGUUCCAGGUAGCGGAAGGGGCCGAAGACUGGGGCAACAUUCUCCUCUACGGCGAUGUCGUGACGAGCACAAACUCUCUCCUUGAGAAGAACCCGAAGCUCAUCUCCAAGCUGCCCACGGGCUUCACCUUUUCCGCAUCGACGCAAGUCGCCGGCCGCGGUAGAGGAACGAACGUCUGGCUCGCGCCGCCGGGCGCACUCCUAUUCUCAACCAUAAUCAAUCACCCGGCUCACCUCGCCAUUUCGCGGCCGGUCGUCUUUAUCCAAUACAUUGCAGCUGUCGCCAUCGUCGAGGCCAUCCAGUCACUGGACGUCGAGUACGCGAACUUACCAGUCAGGCUCAAGUGGCCCAACGAUAUCUAUGCUCUUGACCCGACCAAGCCGCCGUCCGCGAAGCAAUACGUCAAGAUUGGAGGCAUCCUCUCCCAGUGCGGCUACUCCGACGGCGCGUACCAGAUCGUCCUCGGUAUCGGAAUCAAUGCCAUCAACCCUCGCCCCACGACUUCCAUCUCAGAUCUCCUCCCCGCAGGAACAGCCCCACCACGACUCGAGGCCCUCCUGGCGCGCAUCCUAACUCGCCUCGAGGCCAUUUACGCACAGUUCCGCCGCGAGGGUUUCUCGGAAGAUCUGGAGAGGCGAUACUAUCGGCACUGGCUGCACACGGGGCAGGCUGUGUCGCUCGAAGCCGAAGGAGGUGUCAAGGCUCGCGUGCUCGGCAUCACGCGCGACUGGGGCAUGCUACGGGUGGAGGAGACGGACAGGGAAGGGCGAGGGACGGGCAGGAUCUGGAGCUUGCAAAGCGACGAGAACAGCUUUGACUUUUGGAAGGGUCUGGUCCGGCGCAAGGAAUAG
Purpureocillium lilacinum is the source of this 1995-nucleotide messenger RNA. RefSeq names its product biotin holocarboxylase synthetase. Gene Ontology annotation, biological process: protein modification process. The record is from RefSeq and is a predicted model, not a curated record. Gene Ontology annotation, molecular function: biotin--[biotin carboxyl-carrier protein] ligase activity. Gene Ontology annotation, cellular component: cytoplasm. Lineage: Eukaryota; Fungi; Ascomycota; Sordariomycetes; Hypocreales; Ophiocordycipitaceae.